Molecule: messenger RNA, 1327 nt
Organism: Phaedon cochleariae (mustard beetle)
Lineage: Eukaryota; Metazoa; Arthropoda; Insecta; Coleoptera; Chrysomelidae
Source: the annotation of a GenBank genome assembly
AAAUAAUAUAGCAGAAGAUAACCGGACUCCCCCGCAUUUGGGUGAUAAGAAGCUAACAGGAAGAAUGGAGAUUCAUAAAAAAUGCUAAUAAAUCGAUCAGUAUAUCAUUUAUUUCGUGUUCCUCUUGAUGAAGAUGAAUAUGAAUAUUUGCUUGUUUCUCUCAACUUUUUUAAGUAUUUGUAAUUGCAUAGUGAUUAGAAAUGAGAAUUUCCUUCCGAGCAAACCAAAGGAGACUGUUUUUUCAGAACUUGAUAAUAUAAAUCACUUAAGAAGAAAAAGGUACUUGGGAUUGAGCAGAAAUUUCAAGUUGAAUAAAAGAUAUCAAGAAUGUGUAGCACCUGGAGAUGUGAAAGGCCACUGCAAACACCCCUCCUACUGUCCCACCAAUAUAUUCCAGCAAAUCAACACGUUGGACUAUCUUUGUGUUAUUGACAAAACAUUUGUUGGAGUAUGUUGUCCGGAUGACAUAGCCAGUGCAGGAGUAGUAGGAUCCCAACUAGUUAUGGACUUACCUGCAGGAGGAAAUGAUUAUGAUGAAAACGAUGGUCAAACCGGUUGUGGUAUACAAACUGGAGGUAGAUCAUCUGUGGCAACGAAAGGAGCCAACAUUCAAAGAUGGCCUUGGAUGGCUGCCUUAUAUCGCAAAAAAGAAUACGAUGAAGGCACUGAGCAACAAUUUUGUGGCGGAGCCCUGAUAACAGACACUCAUAUUUUGACAGCUUCCCAUUGCACUCAAGGUCUGACUGCCCCGGCGAUACGCGUGCGACUGGGUGAGUACGACUUCGGGCGAAGGAACGAGACGAGGUCACGUGACCUCCUGGUGGCGGAGAUCAUCGAGCACGAGAACUUCGAGCUAUCGUCCUACGACAACGACAUAGCCAUCCUCAGGCUGGAAACUCCCACCAGCUUCAACUCCUACAUCUGGCCGAUCUGUCUGCCCAUGCGCGGUCGGGAGUACGUCGAUGAGACUGUCGUGGUAGCGGGGUGGGGUCAGCAGUACUUCGCGGGACCUCUCAGCGAGGUGCUGCUGCAGGUAGAGGUGCCGGUGUGGCCGCAGCAGAAAUGCGUUGAUACGUUUGUUCAGAAGAUCACCGAUGACAACAUCUGCGCAGCUGGAUACGAGGGUGGAAAGGAUUCUUGUCUGGGAGAUUCUGGAGGUCCACUGAUGUAUCAACUAGAAAAUGGCCGCUGGGUGACCAUAGGAGUAGUAUCCUGGGGUAUAGGAUGUGGAAAUAAAGACAGCCCAGGAAUAUACACGAAGGUCAGCAACUUCCUUCCUUGGAUAAUCAAAAAUACUAUGGCAAAAAGGGGUUGAUGGUCGAAAUUU